CUGCUGGGCAUCGAUUCUACACAUUGUACACAGUGUACAUGGACCAAAACAAUCCCAAACAAAGACACAAAAUAUUUAGACACUGGGUACCUUCUAGCCGGUCUUCCUUGCUCAUCAAGGCCUGUGCUCAGCAAAAAAAAACUGAUUUCCCGGAAUUUUCCCACUGUGGCUACGAUGGGUCUGACCUUCUUAGUCUGCCCACGGUCCAAACAGAUGGUUUCCGAGAUCUUUGUUACUGGCCUCUACCCUGCCAUCGAUAUCCCAGGGAGGGGAACAACCAUAGCGAACACUUACACGGCAGUCACAACAAAAAUAAACAAAACGGAAUUUUGAACCUACAAUCUGAACAUGGACUAAAAACAACGGAUUUUGGGACAGAUACAUAUGGACUCAAAAGAUAG
Molecule: messenger RNA, 401 nt
Organism: Drosophila ficusphila
Lineage: Eukaryota; Metazoa; Arthropoda; Insecta; Diptera; Drosophilidae
Exons: 3
Coding region: 39-401 (120 amino acids)
Source: RefSeq, a predicted model, not a curated record